Molecule: messenger RNA, 2900 nt
Organism: Oncorhynchus nerka (sockeye salmon)
Lineage: Eukaryota; Metazoa; Chordata; Actinopteri; Salmoniformes; Salmonidae
Product: interleukin-1 receptor accessory protein-like
Exons: 12
Coding region: 802-2565 (587 amino acids)
Biological process (GO): signal transduction
Source: RefSeq, a predicted model, not a curated record
GAACUUUACGGUACAAGAUUCACUUCCUUCUUCAUGGCAAUAAGCAGAGCACUAAGAAAAAUCUAAAAUUAUUGAAUUAUUUAUUUCCUUAAAUGUAAAUAUGUUGUCGUAGCACUUAGCCUGUAACUAUAAACCAAUAACGCAGUUUAUGUUGAAAUCUAUAAGAAAGAAUGGUGUCUGAGUUAUCCAAUAGCUUAUUGAAAUAUUAACUUUGUUUGAGCCUUUAUCUAUUCCUAAAUCCAGCAACAAAAAUGCGAGUGUCAUUUAAAGUAAAUUACAAGUGGCACCUGGGACAUCGAACGGGGGCUCACUGAGAUUUGCAUAUCACAGAACCUCUAAGUAGUUUACGACGGCUGGCAGUCAUUCGUCAUAGGGACAGGUAGGCUACGUUUUAUGUGUAAUAUACUUUAGCCUACUACUGAGCCGCAUCUCGAGGGUGCUCGACUGUGUCGCUUUGAUUGGAAGGAUUCCCAAGACCGUGUGGUUGUCGUUUGUCAUAUGAUUUAUGGUCCAGUGGUGAAUGGUACUGUAAAACAAACCCGGUACUGGCGCGGCCGCCGUGUUCCUCUCUGAUCGUUAGUUAGCCGGCUGCAGCUGAGUCAGACAGUCUCCUCACCCUGCGACAGCCACUCUGCCCUGCCCGGGGUGUCAGCGUUCCCGUUGCCGUCUUCAGCGCUAGAGUGAACCGGUGGACUUGUGGAGAUAUUCCGAUCGGACCUGCUUAAACAUUGGCGCAUGUCUCGUUGUUUUCCGAGUUUGCCAGAGGACUCAGGAAGAGCGUGAUAUCGAUCAUAGCGGAUAAUGAGAUUUUCUUUCAAACACAUAAUGAGUGCUCUUUUGUGGAAGCAGAAUCAAUUAAUGGCUCUCUUCAUCACAGCUCUCCUAUCUAUCUCAGUUGCCAUGGUGGGAGUAGGUGGGACUACUGCAGCCACCACUCCAUCCAGUGUCCACUCAGUGAUCCAGUGCCAUGACUGGGGCGAGUCAGACGAUGGAGCCGUGAGGGUGAUGGAGGGGGAGGCAUGCUGGCUUCUCUGCCCUCUCUUCUCCCACCCCACUGUCUACAACUAUAGCUCGGCCCAGGCAGCAGGCCUCAACCUGGUGUGGUACCACGUGAGUGCAGGUCAGGACCUGGAACAACCCAUCGACUUCCACCACCCCGACCAGAGGCUCAGCAAGGAGAGGGAGAGGCUGUGGCUGCAGCCUACCACCACGCAGGACGCGGGCCAGUACAUCUGCAUGCUGAGAAACAGGACAUCGUGUGCCAAGAUUGCCAUGCGUCUGGAGGUGUUGCCAAGUGGACAGGACCCCAACUGUGAGGUGAAGGCUGCUGUACCUCCCACCCCAGUCAUCGCGCCCAUACAAGAUGGCAGGACCCUAACCUGCCCUGACCUGGAGCACAUCAAGCUGCCUAACACUAGCCACUCUGUCACCUGGUACCAUGGGUGCAAUGCGUUCGGGAACUUCAACAUCGAUCGUGUGCUCAAAGGAGACAAGCUGGUCAUCCAUGUAAUGUUGGAGCACUACCAAGGACUGUACCACUGUGUGGUCACUUAUGAGACCAAAGGAAGAGCCAUCAAAUUCACCAGGGUGGUCAAUGUAACCGCAGUGUCUUCCAGUGGUUUACCCAAACAGCCAAAUAUACUCAACCCUGCCAAGGAGCAAUUCUAUCCUGUCAAACAAGGGUCAGAGGUGAAUCUCACAUGCAGGGUGUCAUUGCCCUACCUGGAAGGACCCAGGGAGACCUGGUGGACCAUCGAUGGGAAGACUGUAGAUCAGCUAGCUGAUCCCCGCAUCUCAUUCACUUCUAGGGUGGUGUUGGAUUAUUUUGGGGACAGGACAGUUGAGAAUGUGCUCCGCAUCCAGGACUUCAGCUCAGAGGACCUGACCAGAGAAUACAACUGCUCCGGACGCAACGGCCGAGAUGUAGCCACCCGCAGGGCAGUGCUAGAAGAGGAGGUAUACCUGCCAUCCGUGGAGCUGGGCUGUGGCCUGGGCGUGACUCUGUUCUUGAUGCUGGUGCUGUUCGUGGUCUACCACAUCUUCUGGCUGGAGCUGCUGCUGCUCUAUCGCUCCUGGUUUGGAACCGACGAACGCUGUACAGACGACAAGGAGUAUGACAUCUACAUCUCGUACGCGAGAAAUAGCGAGGAGGAGCAAUUUGUCCUCUUGACACUCCGCAGGGUCCUGGAGAAUGAGCUGGGCUAUACCGUCUGCAUCUUCGACAGGGACAGCCUUCCUGGAGGGACCAUCACUGACGAGACGCUGACCUUUGUGGGCCGCAGUCGCCGCGUCCUGGUGGUGCUCAGCCCAGGAUAUGGCCUCCAGGGGACCCAGGCCCUACUGGAGCUCAAGGCAGGGCUAGACAGCAUGGCGUGGGGUGGACAUCUGCGGGUCAUCCUGGUCCAGUAUAAGCCAUUGAGGCGGGGCGGCUGGGUGCGCGAGCUGAGGCGAGCGAGAGUAGCCCUGGCGUUGGUCCGAUGGCAAGGGGACAAAUCCAGCGAUCUGUCCUCUACGUUCUGGAAGCGACUCCGAGUGGAGCUACCUGUCAGAAGGAUUAAAGACUAGCUACAGAGCCAAGAUAGUAACGCUAUACCACUGCAGAAUAUAGCUAUAGACACACAGCGAGCAUAAUAACAUUGUGGAGACGCAACUUGCACUUAGAAUACAGAAUGACAUAGCAUAUAUGUGACAUACACACGCACGCCCACACACAUACAUACACACACACCAUUAUUACACUGUCAUUUUGUUUCCUUUUUGUGAGUGAGAAACCAUUCAUCAAUUUGUUUAGCAUUUUGUUAAAUGCUUAUUUGAAAGAGUCUCACAUUGUCUCAUUUUGUAUACUUUCAUAUUAUGUAAAUGUUUGUUAUCCGAAUAAAUGCAUUUUUUUCAUAUCUCAA